AUGGUCGAGAAGGUCUACGUCACAUACAACCAGGUACAUAAGCUGUGCCAGGCCUCCGCCGGCCGCAUCCUCGAUGAAUUUCGUCCAAACCUCAUGAUCGCUAUUGGCGGUGGAGGAUACGUUCCAGCGCGGAUGCUAAGAUCUUUCCUCAAGCAAAAGGAUUCUCCAAACAUCCCUAUCCAGGCCAUCGGCCUCUCGCUCUACGAAGAUCUAGGCAGAGGUGACCCCGAGGAGGUCCCGGGCACCAAAGUAACACGCACACAAUGGCUCGACUUGAGCUCGUUGGAGAUGGCAAACUUGAUUGGAAAGAAUGUUCUCAUCGUUGACGAGGUUGACGACACCCGCACGACUUUGGAAUAUGCUGUUCGCGAACUAGAGAAGGACGUAGAGCUUGCGCAGAAACAACUUGGCCGACAGGGGGAGAAGACCACCUUCUCGAUCUUUGUCCUACACAACAAAAACAAGCCAAAGAAGGGCCAACUCCCAGCGGACAUGCUAGAAGAAGGCCGAUACCUUGCCGCCGUCACGAGUGAAGAUGUUUGGAUCUGUUACCCCUGGGAAGCCACAGAUAUCGACGAGCACGACCGAUUGGCUAAAGAAAACCCUCUAGAAUCUUCAUAA
Molecule: messenger RNA, 621 nt
Organism: Arthroderma uncinatum
Lineage: Eukaryota; Fungi; Ascomycota; Eurotiomycetes; Onygenales; Arthrodermataceae
Product: xanthine phosphoribosyltransferase 1
Exons: 5
Coding region: 1-621 (206 amino acids)
Biological process (GO): XMP salvage; hypoxanthine metabolic process; IMP salvage
Cellular component (GO): cytoplasm
Molecular function (GO): hypoxanthine phosphoribosyltransferase activity
Source: RefSeq, a predicted model, not a curated record